This is a messenger RNA of Vanessa tameamea, 2697 nucleotides long. RefSeq names its product E3 ubiquitin-protein ligase UHRF1-like. Lineage: Eukaryota; Metazoa; Arthropoda; Insecta; Lepidoptera; Nymphalidae. Gene Ontology annotation, biological process: protein ubiquitination; negative regulation of gene expression via chromosomal CpG island methylation. Gene Ontology annotation, molecular function: ubiquitin protein ligase activity; protein binding. The transcript is spliced from 16 exons. The record is from RefSeq and is a predicted model, not a curated record. The coding region runs from base 101 to 2647 and encodes 848 amino acids.
UAAUGUUCAGCUGUCGAUUUCGAUAAAUCACAUUCAAAAGUUCUUGUAAUUUGAAUAAACAUGCUGUUUUCUAUAUAAAUCACUUGAAAAAACAUUUAAAAUGCAUGUGCGAAUACGAAUUUUUGGCAAACCAGAUGCUAUUGUUGUAGUCGAGUCAAAACUUACAAAAAUAGAUCAAUUUAGACGUAUAAUAAGAGAUAAAUUCGAUGUUGAACCUAAGUUACAACGGUUGUUCUACGGGGGAAAGUUGUUAGAAGAUGGGUACACAUUCCAUGAUUACAAUAUUAAGCUCAAUGAUGUCAUUCAACUUAUGAUAAGAAUACAACCAGUAGAAAGUUUAGAUGGUGAGAAAGGACCAGAACCACAAGAAAAUGAUGAAAAACCUGGUGAUAGGACUGAAAGUAAAGAAAAAAGUUAUAAAGAUACGGAAAGCAAGCUUUACACAGUUGGUGAUUUAGUAGAUAUGAAAGAUAGAGAAAAUGGAGCAUGGUUUGAAGGAAAAUUAGUUCGCAUAGUAUUAGAUCCAGAUGUAAAUUAUGAGAGUAAAGAAAAAGCAGAAGAAAGUUUGAACACUAGUGAUAUAUCAUAUGAUAAAGAAAGUGAUGUUGAAAAUAAGCCACCAAGUGAUAGUUCUGAAGAAGACACUAAGUCUAAGAAGAAAGGCAUUGCUAAGUAUUUUACCAAAGCUGCAAAAGGAAGAAAACAAACAAAAGAAAUAAAAGUGGAAGCUGUCAAAAUUACAGAUGACAAUAUUUUGUAUAAAGUACAAUUAGAUGCUGACGAAGAGGACUCUGAUUUAUAUUGUAAAUUAAAAGAAAUAAGACCAAGAGCUAGACGAGAAAUAAAUAUCAAAGACUUGAAACCAGGACAAACAAUUAUGUUAAAUCAUAACACUGAUGAUCCUCUAGAAAAGGGAUACUGGUAUGAUUUCAAAGUAGACGAAGUUAAGAAACUACGUAUAAACUAUGAACUGGUAGGAACAUUAUAUUUAGGGCCAGAUUCAAUACCUCAAAAUGACACCAAAGUCAGAGUUCAUGACAAGAUAUUUGCUUUGGAACAACCAGUGCCAGUUGUAGAAAGAAAUAAUGAAUAUAGAAAACUUAUAUCAGAAGCUCCUGAAAAAAGAUCACAGCCAUUGAAUUGCUUAAAAUGCCGUGACGAUGAGGAUUCACCUUGUAAAGAGUGUGGAUGUUAUCUGUGUUCAGGAAAAGAAUCCCCAGAGAAGAUAGUUUUAUGCGAUGAAUGUAACAAUGGUUUCCAUAUGAAGUGUCUUACUCCUCCACUUACUGAGUUACCUGAAGAGGACUGGUACUGUCCCUCUUGUAAACGUGAUCCCAAUGAUGUCAUAGCCCCUGGUGCAGCCAAACAGACAAAGAAGGGUAACGCCUCUAAAACCAAUCGCGAUUGGGGAAGAGGGAUGGCUUGUGUUGGUAAAACUAAAACAUGUGCUAUGCCACCUAACCAUUUUGGCCCUAUUCCGGGUAUAGAAGUUGGAAUGUGCUGGAGAUUUCGAAUACAGCUAUCGGAAUCCGGUGUGCACAGACCACCUGUGUCAGGCAUACAUGGUCGUGACGUCGAAGGUGCCUAUAGUAUUGUAUUAUCUGGUGGAUAUGAAGACGAUGUGGACUAUGGGAAUGAGUUUACAUACACUGGCAGUGGUGGACGAGAUCUCUCCGGAAACAAGCGUACAGCUGAACAAUCGUGUGACCAGACCCUCACUAGGGAAAAUAAAGCACUGGCACGCAACUGCGCUGUGAAAGAAGUGAGUGAGAAAGGAGCAGAUGCACGCGAAGUGUGGCAGCAAGGCAAGCCUGUACGAGUUGUACGGUCUUAUAAAAUGCUUAAGCAUUUCCCAAAGUAUGCACCUAAGGAAGGCAUAAGGUAUGAUGGUAUCUACAAAGUAGUGAAGUAUUACCCAGAAAAGGGUUUGUCCGGAUAUCGUGUAUGGAAAUACUUGUUACGGCGAGAUGACCCCAAUCCAGCGCCUUGGGAGCCAGGCGCUAAGCAAUUCCCUAUUGUGUAUCCAGAUGGAUAUUUGGAAGCCGAGGCUGAGAAAAAAGCUUUAAAGGAGAAAGGUAACAAAGGUAAAGGCAAUAAGAAAAGAGCUCUGCGUGAAAGCAAUAGGAGUUCGUCUGAAUCUGAAGCAUCUCCUCCUCUUAAGAAACGAAAGACUCAGGGGAGUAAAAAGGCACAAGAGAUUAAAAAGAAAGAUGUAGCUAAUAAGUCGCUAAGUCCAAAGACGAAAAUACCAAGUAUGUUUACAAAAAGUCCCAAAUCCAAUAAAAAGAAGAAAGAAAUUGGUCUUACUUCAGAUGAGAAGAAAGCUCUUGAAUCGGAUACAUUAAAUGCUAAACUGUGGGGAGAAUGUCUUGAUAUUUGCGAAAAGCAAGGCAAAAAGGAGUUUAUAGAGCAUGUCACACAAGUUUUCUUAUGCAUUAUAUGCCAAGAAGUGGCCGUCAGUCCGGUGACAACGCCAUGCUUGCACAACUUUUGUAUGGCUUGUAUGAAGUUGGCAUUCAAAUCAAAUGAAUCACAAAGCUGUCCUUGUUGUCGACAUAAUCUUUCCAAAGUGGAGUUGCAACCGAAUGAAAAUUUAAAAACCGCAUUACGUACAAUUCUGACCGGUUAUGACGCCGGCAAGAAAUAGAAAAUUCAGCUUAAUUUGGACAAACUAGUACCGAAGUUGAAGGCCAUCUC